Aspergillus steynii IBT 23096 is the source of this 2289-nucleotide messenger RNA. Its product is annotated as putative C6 transcription factor. Gene Ontology annotation, molecular function: zinc ion binding; DNA-binding transcription factor activity, RNA polymerase II-specific; DNA binding. Gene Ontology annotation, biological process: DNA-templated transcription; regulation of DNA-templated transcription. The record is from RefSeq and is a predicted model, not a curated record. The coding region runs from base 96 to 2063 and encodes 655 amino acids. The transcript is spliced from 6 exons. Lineage: Eukaryota; Fungi; Ascomycota; Eurotiomycetes; Eurotiales; Aspergillaceae.
GUUGCUGUCUGUCAUCGACCGAGACGUUUUGAUCUCUUAACUAUAGCUUGUUUGCACCCCAUGAUUACCUGAGCUACAGUGGAGAGAGCUUCCUCAUGUAUCCGUCUCCAACCUCGGCCGAUCGGUCGGAGGAUGACGCAACGCCGUUCAAGAAGCGCACCGCGAGAGCUUGCGACUCAUGCUACAAGCGAAAGAUCAAAUGUGAUGCUGCGGUCCCGCAAUGUAACUGGUGCAGCCACCAUAGUAUCCCAUGUACUUUUGAUCGGGUCAUCCGGAGAAAACGAAAAGAUAGGAGUAAUGCAAUCAAUCCGCAAAAGUCGGACCUCUUGGCGGAGCGCAUCGAGAGGAUAGAGAAGCUAUUAACAGACAGCUUCUUGCGAGAAAAUAGCCCUCGUGAAACAGGCCCUCGUGAGCCGCCAGUCAGCUCUGGUCCUAGCGCUUCCCCAUUAUCUUUGUCUACUAGUACACCCUCCCCCGGCAACCCCUCAGUCUCCUCCUCUGUACCUCUUCAUUUCGCUGGACGAGAGUUCGGUGUUGUCAGUCUUAUCACUGGUAUUCCGUUCUUGCUUCCAGAAGGACGACAGUGGGUUGAAUCGCGGACUGGGCAAAAGAUCUCCUUUGAUAAGCUCAGUCCCACCAAGCCACCCUGGGAAAAGCAGCGAGCCCUGAGCUCCAAUGCGCUGCUGACGAACCCCCAAUCCCGCAAUGUCUUCGAGCUGCCGGAUCGCCAGACAGUCGAAGAACGUUUCGACGCAUACCGAUCGUCUCUAAUGCAGCGGGUAUUCCCGGUGCUGCACUGCACAUUGUUCAUCGACACUAUUAAUGCUGCGUAUCAGAGUGCUUACUCGAGUGGUCACUUUGCACCGGCAAGCGUACGGGCCUGUGUGUUCGCUUUUCUUGCUUUCUCGGCCCACAUACAGAAUCCUUGUUUCAAUCCGUCGGGCAAGGAUUUACCAUCUGUUGAUGGAGAGGAGAACAUUAUGAAGGUGCAGCAUCUGUUACCGCAGAUCUUGCAGGAAACGACCUCCAGAGAGGGAUUGGAGGCGAUGACUAUGAUUGCACUCUGUGAGCUAGUAGCCGGAAAUCUGCAAUCGGCUAACUAUUACGGCGCCGUGGCAGCUCGGAUGAUCUUCACACUCGGCUCUCAUGCCAUUCCGUGCCCGCAAACCGGCCUCGAGCAACUGACCGACUACCAAGCUCGCGUACAAUACCAACUGCGAAAUCUAUUCUGGGUGUGCUACACGAUCGAAAAAGACGUCUGCCUCAGGACCGGCCAACCGCAAAUAUUCACCGAGGAGAGCUGCGACCUCACACUACCAUACGGCUACGUUGAAAGGCUCUACAGCAGCAUGGAAUACCAUCAUCGCUCCAUGAAAAUACCCGACAGUCCAGUCUUCCCCGUCGACCUCCGCCUCAGCAUCAUCAAAUCCCGCGCCCACAGCGCCCUCUACUCGUUCCGUUCCCUCAAAAAGACCGACGCCGAGCUCCUCAAGGAAAUCCGCGAGCUGGACGACGAGCUCGAACGCUGGCGCAUGUCCGUCCCGCAAGAGUGGCGACCCACGCUGUCUUUCUCACACGAGACCCCCGACCCAAACGUCAGCAUGCACUCCGUCAUGCUCCGUCUCAACUACCACCUCUGCAUGACCAUCAUCCACCAGGCCAGCAGCCGCUGCAAAGCCUGGGGCAAUCGACAAAGCGGCAUGAUGGACGGCGUUAGUUCUAGUCUGGCAUUGUCCGUCGAAGCGAGUCGGUCGACGCUGCUAUAUCUCGAGGCAGCGGAGCAUGUCCUCGUGGACGGAAUCUUCUGGACUCUAAUCUUCUACCCUAUGUCUGCCGUGCUUGCUAUCUUCUGCAACAUCCUACAAAACCCGUCCGAUCCCCAGGCAACCAAAGAUCUAGGCCUGCUCAAAACCACAACGAGCAUGAUGGAGCGCAUGAUUCUGAAACAGCCGUAUUCGAUCACUGAGAUCGUGCAUGUCAAGCUGGUGGCUGAUUUCGUGAUCGAGCUUUAUCGACUUGCGAAUUGUGCGAUUGAGAAGGCGUGGAAUGAGCGGUCUGCUUAGGCUUUUUUCCUUUUCUUGACUUGGGUUGUUUAUUUGACUUCGGUAUAUACUAGAUGGAUUGAUAGAUUAGAUCAGGCCGUGUAUAUGGUGUGGUAUGGCAUGUGCUGUUACUGGCUACUGGCUAGAUACUUCGGGUUCGGUGUAUAAAGGGUGUUAUGGAAGGGUCUCGGGUUCUAUGUUUAUGGCUUUUUGUAUUUACUCGAGCUGGGUGGAUCGGUAUAUAUCC